AACUCGAAUCUCUUCCACUGUUUCUCGACCAGAGCAAGCUCUACCAUGAUUUCUGUUUCUUCUGCUACUUCUACUCCCACUGCCACGCCCUUCGAAAAGACCUUUGACUGGAACUUGUCAUCUAACGCCUCCUCCAACUCUGCCUGUCCUGUCUCCUCCAAUCCCACUCUCAACAACAUCAGCUCUAUCGGCAGCAUAAACAGCUUGCCCAACAUCAGCCCAAAGAGCCCCCAAAAUGACACUGAGUCUCCCAAGAAAAUACACACUCUUAACACCAUCAACAGGUCUUCGCCUGUGAACAACUACAACUACUCGCUCUCCUUGAAUCUCAAUAACUCGCUUAAUAAUCCUCUCACCACCACAAGAAAGUUGAAACAGUUGCAAAGAAACAACAGCACCAACAGCAUCCACACCAUCCACGACGUCUGCAACAUUCCAAAUUUCAAUAACAAUGCCAACUUCACCAACAAUGUCGCCCAAAAACCCCAUAAUAACCUGUUAAAGUACAAAUUGCAUCCAAAUACCAAAACCAUUACGAUUUCCCAACUAGCUACUUACUUGGACCAGAAAAACUUAAUUUAUACCGAUUUAAACUCGCUUAAAAUCUUGUCAAAUUUAUUGAUAUUGGACACAAGAUCCUUUAACGACUAUUCAAAUUCAAGGAUCAAAAAUUCCUUAAAUUUCUCCUUGCCAACUACUCUACUAAAAAGACCAAAUUUUAACUUGAAGAGGUCUAUUGACAGCUUGGGUAAUUAUGAAAAAUCAAUCUUUGACUAUUUUUUAAAUAACGAUAUCAUUAACAACAACUCUAUUGAACUAAAUUCAAAUAGUAAAUUACCAAAAGGUCCAACUGGUUUGCCCUGUGUAAUUCUCUAUGACUCCAACUCAAUAAUAUCCCUGACUAGUAAAAACAACGACAACACUAAUAACAAAAACAAUAACGAAAACUCACCAUUAACUUCCUCUUUAACUCUAUCUUGCAUGUCCUUAAAAUUCUUAAACAAAAAUGCUUGGAAUGCUCCGGUUUUUGUACUACAAGGUGGUUUCACCUCCUUUACUAAAAAUUUCCCAAAUCUAAUCGAUAAAAGCCCUUUAAACCAGCUAAUAUCAAACCCAAGCUCCAUCCCGACCAACUUCACUCACAACCUCAACCCUUCAAACAACAACAACAAAAUAAAAAACUUUUUUAAUUUCAACAAUAUCAAUAACAAAAAACUAAAUAAACCCAAUAACAUCAAAAACAAUAACAACCUAAAUCUAAACUUAAACCUAAAUCUAAACUGCAACGUUCAAAAUAAAAACUCGUCCUUUCCAAACACUCUCAUAUAUAAAUCAAAUAAAAUAUCUCCUGCUCUAUCUGGCUUCAAACUACCUCCUUCAUCUUGUCAGCCAACCUUCAAAAUAAGACAAAAUGAAGAACCUUGCCAAAAUUUUAAUCUAUUUAACGAAAUUAACAACAACAAAAUCAACCAAAUUAACUCAAUUAACAACAAUAACAAUGGCUUCUUUGAUCUAGAUUCGAUUCAAAACAUAAACUCGGAUUACUUCAAACUAUUAAACUAUGACCUAAUCAAAAAAAAUUCAAUCCCCUUGAAUAUCUUUCCAAUUUGGCUAUCAAAUUUACUAUCCAAAAAUUCAAUUCAAAUUUCAAACAACCUAACAAACUGCUUUGACCAGUUGGAAUAUAACGAAAAAAUUAGACUAAAUAAUGCUUUAUCUCUCGAUAACAAUAAAAACCCAAAUGACAAGGACUGUCUACAAAUAUCCUCAGGUCUCGAACUAGGCUCAAAAAAUAGAUAUAAAGAUAUCAUCCCUUACGAAAAUACUAGGGUCAAAUUGUCAAAUGCGAAAAAUGAUUCAGACUAUAUCAACGCCUCUUAUUUAUCCUCCUUUUUUUCACAAAAUAAAUACAUCGCCACUCAAGGCCCUCUAAGCACUACUAUAGCUGAUUUUUGGGAAAUGAUUAUUAACCACAAAUCACCUUUAAUUAUAUCCCUAACUUCUCAAUUCGAAGAUAAUAGAGAAAAAUGUUCAAAUUAUUGGAAAAAUGCAACUUAUUCCGAUAAUGGUACUUUAAAAGUCCAUCUUAUCGAAGAAAUCAAUGUGUCAGAUUUAAUUAAUGAUCAAAAUUUUACUGAAAAUUUUAUUACAAAUAACAAUGAUAAUGACCAUAAUGAUAUAACUAAUUUUAUUAAAAACUCUUCGAUCAUUAUUAGAAGAAUUCAAGUUCAAUUAGAUGAUUCACCUGAACAUCAAGUAUUACAAUUACAAGUCGAGUCUUGGCCUGAUUACGGAACUUUUGAUAAAUACGAUGAUCUACUAACCUUAAUCUAUUUCGAAAGAUUAAUUACAACAAAUUAUUCAAAUUUAACAAAUGAAAAUCCUCCAAUUGUUGUUCAUUGUUCUGCUGGUUGUGGUAGAACUGGUACUUUUUGUACAAUUGAUUCAACUAUUGAUUAUAUCAUAAAUCAUCCAAAUAAUGACAAUACUAAUAAUGAUAAUACUACUACCACCAAUAAUAACAAUAAUACUAAUAAUGACGACAGAAAGAAUGGUACUAAUAUCACCAGCAAUACUAAUACCAGCAAUACUGAUACCAGUACUAACAAUCCUCCAAAUAGCAAUCAUGAUCCAGUUUUUGAUAUUGUUGAUUUAUUUAGGAAUCAAAGGGUUUCAAUGGUUCAAACAUUAAAGCAAUAUCUAUUAAUCUAUGAUACUUUGAUUGUUUAUUAUAGCUAUAAAAAUAGCCAUAAAUUAGAAAUUUUCGAUAAUAUUGCUAAAAAAUUAGAGAUUUUUCAAAAAUAUUUUAAAAAAAUUGAUAAUAUUUCCAAGAAAGUUUCAACUUCAAAUUAA
Messenger RNA from Ascoidea rubescens DSM 1968, 2853 nucleotides. RefSeq lists its product as uncharacterized. Gene Ontology annotation, molecular function: protein tyrosine phosphatase activity. The record is from RefSeq and is a predicted model, not a curated record. Lineage: Eukaryota; Fungi; Ascomycota; Saccharomycetes; Ascoideales; Ascoideaceae. The transcript has a single exon. Bases 46 to 2853 code for a protein of 935 amino acids. Gene Ontology annotation, biological process: protein dephosphorylation.